This is a messenger RNA of Kalmanozyma brasiliensis GHG001, 1608 nucleotides long. Its product is annotated as WD40 repeat. The transcript has 2 exons. Gene Ontology annotation, biological process: protein ubiquitination; mRNA splicing, via spliceosome; DNA repair. The coding region runs from base 1 to 1608 and encodes 535 amino acids. Gene Ontology annotation, molecular function: ubiquitin protein ligase activity; protein binding. The record is from RefSeq and is a predicted model, not a curated record. NCBI's taxonomy places the organism in Eukaryota, Fungi, Basidiomycota, Ustilaginomycetes, Ustilaginales. Gene Ontology annotation, cellular component: U2-type catalytic step 1 spliceosome; cytoplasm; Prp19 complex.
AUGUUCUGCGCUAUCUCCGGAGAGCCGCCCAAGGUGCCUGUCAUCUCGAAGAAGAGCGGCCUCGUCUACGAGCAGCGUCUCAUCCAAAAAUACAUCAACGACAAUGGCAAGGACCCAGUCACGGGCGACACGCUCGAACUAGACGAUCUGAUCGAGAUCAAGUCAAGUCCCAAAGCGGCGGCUCCACGUCCACCACAACACAGCUCGAUUCCAUCUCUGCUCACAUCAUUGCAAAACGAGUACGAUGCCAUCAUCCUCGAAACUUUCACACUUAAGAAGCACUACGACAACUUGCGGCAGGAGCUGGCGCACGCUCUCUACGCCAACGAUGCCAGCGCACGAGUGAUUGCGCGAUUGCUCAACGAGAGGGAUCAGGCGCGUGAGGCCCUGGCCAGCAUUCAAGGCACCAUCGGCGCAGGACCGUCUACCUCGCGAGCGGCGCAAGAUGUCGAGAUGUCCGACUCGACUCAAGCUGAGAACGGUGCGGCGUCUGCUGCUGGUGCAAGCGGUCUUCCAGCCGAUGUUCUCGAUGUCAUCGACUCGACCGCGAAAAGGCUGUCCUCGCAGCGAAAGCCAAAGUCGAAGCGCAAAGCGCCGGAAGGGUACGCUACUCAGGCUACUGUCGCGGACUUUGCAGAGCUGCAAAAGCUGCCAUCGAUGCACCAUGCCAAGCCGGCGGGCGUGUCUUGCCUUGCAUUGUCUGUGGACGGCAACGUGCUCGUCACAGGCGGAAACGACAAGAAUGUGCAAGUAUUUGAUCGCAAGGAGGAACGAGUACUGGCGACGCUCAAAGGACAUACCAAGCGCAUCACACAAGUCGCAGUCAGCGGCAAGUCCGACAACCCGCUCGGAUCAGAAGCUGCGAGCGACGAUGCAGCACUACCCGCGUACAUUGUCUCUGCCAGCGAAGACGGAAAGGUCAAGGUAUGGGAGCCUUCAGGAGCAACCGGAGCCAAGUCGCAAGCCUAUGCGCUCUCCAACACCGCGGACGCACACGCGAGCGAAGUGACUGGCGUCGACAUCCAUCCUUCGGAGACGUUCUACGGAUCUGUGGGCCGCGAUGGCAAGCUUUCGUUCCGUUCGCUCGCUGAUGGGUCGGAGCUUCACACGCUCACUUCUGGCGAAGACGACUCGUUCGAAUCGUUCUCCUUCCAUCCGGACGGCCAAUUGGCCGCGGCGGGCACCCCGACGGGCGCGAUCCGCAUCUGGGAGAUCAAAUCGGGCAACGCUCCGUCCUUGAUCCAAACCGAGCUGCCAGGUCGCGUCUCGUCGCUGCACUUUAGCGAGAACGGCUACUACCUAGCUGCGGCGAGCGAUGCAGGCAAAGCGGUCGAGGUGUGGGAUCUUCGCAAGCUCACCGUCAUCGGCAAGCUCGCGAUCGAAGAGGAAGGCGCGACGGGUGUGUCAGCGGUCAAGUUUGACCCUUCGUUGCAGUUCCUGGCCGUGGCGACGGACAGCGUCAAUGUGUACGCCAACAAGUCGUGGAACCGUCUGAUCAAGGUCGAGGGUGCCGAGAAAUUGACUGGGCUGGAAUGGGAUGCAAGGGACGGCAGCGUGGUGGUGUCGAGCUUGGACCGUACGGUGCGUACGUUUGGUGUUGCUGCCUGA